GUGGGUGGGAUCACGCUCACGUUGGUGCUGCAGACACUAGAGGCGAGCAACAGUCCGAAAACUAGUUUGGUGCUGCAUGACUAUUUGUCUUGGCUGUUAUGGAGUCAGUGAGGAGAAAUCAUUGUUCCCUGACAUUAAUCUGCGGUGUGUUGGUGCUGUGUGUGCAGCUGCAACUGGGUCUGACCGGAGACUGCCCUGCUGACGGACGCACCUGGGUGCCGUUUGAAGACGGAUGUUACCACUUUGUCCACGGAGAAGAGGACAAAAUCAAAAGCUACACCUUCGACAGAGCAAAAACCCUCUGCCAAGGAUUCGAGCUUUUGACCAUCCAGAGCGCCAAGGAGAAUGACUUUGUUGUUAAUUAUAGCCCAGAGGUGUGGAAAAACAAUGUCAACGUGUGGCUGGGAAUGUAUUAUGACACAGACAAUGACACCAUGAGGUGGUUCGGUGAGCAGCCUUUAAGAUUCACUAACUGGAUGGCCAGGCCUCCUCCAUCAGACCUCGUGCCCAUGGAUACGUGUGUGACUCUGCACAGCGAAACAGGAAAGUGGGAGAAUGUCAGCUGCCUGGAACAGGCGGAGAACGGAGUGGUCUGUGAGACCAAUCAGAAGCCAGAGGAAGUCAAGCCGAAGUCCAGCGCGCUGCUAUCUGCUCUGGUCAUUCUCAGCGUGGUGGCUAUCAUGGGAGUCUCAGCAGCUAUUUGGUUCCUGCACCAGAGGCACAAUCUCGGCUCCACUAUAUUCACGGCGUUUGAGUACCACCCUCCGUUUCGAGUCCUGGACACGGACCGGUCCUGCCUGGUGGAGGCCGAGGAGACCGACAGCGUGCCGUAGGAGAACUUUCUCGCUCUGCCACAACAGAGAGCACCAGGCCCUCCUCACUGGGUGUGUGUUCAUGCAUAGGGAAGUCCACUUUAAAAAAAACAGUUACUGAAGUAGUUUUGGGUUAACACAUUUUAAUGUCAUGGCACAGAAUAAUGUAGUGUGAUUGUGAGAAGACACCAGGCUUACUUUAAUACUAACAUCUCACCGUGGCACAUAAACAUCUCACUACUUCUGCUUUUUGGUCUUCUACACUAACUAAGAAUCAUCUGUACAUUUUUCAGAUUGGUGCAUCAGCAACUGUAACAGCCUGGUCUACGUCAUGUGUAAUAUUAUUAUCAGGCGCUACACAUUUAUUUUGGAAUAAUUAUUUCUCUCGUGCAUAUGCUAUUGCUCAUUCAAAGAGUGAGGGAUUAAAUAAAGAGCACAGCUUUCAUACUUUUUUUUUGAGCAGACAGAAAUGUUCAGUGAUUUAGUAUACCAUUGCAAGUAACUUGGGGACCAACAACGGGGAGCUUAAAAUAAGAAUGAUCACUUGAUGCAGCAGAGACUGACGUUUAGUCCCAAGUUUGUAUUAAGCUUAAAAAAUGCUGGAUUCUUCAUUUCACAUGAUAACAAAUCACAUAUUUCAAAAACCAGUGCAGUGUCCCUUUAAAGCAGUAUUAAAAGAUACAGGAAUUAGCAACCGCAGGCUAACAAGGUGCACAUGUAAAUAUCUUUAAACAAAAACCCAGAUAGUGUUUUAGCUUUUUGCCUUGGGACUCCAUGAAUGUAAACGAGUUGUUCCGAUAACAUUUUUUUUCUUCCCAAUACCAAUUCUGAUACCUGAGCUUGCGUAUCAGCCAAUACCGAGUGCCGAUCUGAUACCAUGGCGCUAACAAAAUGAAUAAAAGCUGUGUCCUACUAACCCUGUACGGAUGUGAAAUGAUUGCUAUCAUGGUUGUAUGGCAUGGUUUAGUUAAACCCUUUUGUAAAACAUGAACAGAAACAUACAGAAAAUUAAUGCAAUAGAACUUUCCUUUUAUUAAUAUUAUCAUUAUUAUUUGAGAUUUUGCUAAUGGCUAACGUCACACUAUUUACUGUUAAGUUUGGCAGCUCUAGAACAGUGGCUGCACUGCAACUUCCUGUUGAAGCCACUGUUGUAGAGCAGCAAAUAAGAACUGAUUCAAAGGAGAAGUGCCUUUUCACCUAGGUGUGAAACUACUUUAAAGUUUAUCAGUAAAGUGUAUAGAUUCACGCGCUCGCUGAUAUCCAAUCAAGCAUUUUAGGUGGUAUCAGAUGCAUUUCCAGUAGUGGUAUUGGUAUUGGAGCAACUCUAAUGUAAACGUAGCCAGUGAGGUCGAUUUGCAAGGUCUGUGAAGCAGGUUCUUUUUUAGGUAAAAUGUCAUUUUGAAAUAGAAAGUGCCAGAUAAAAUUCUUAUUAAUUCCCUUGCAUUCUGUCCUGGGCUUCAGUUUUUAUGGUGACAAGGUGUGAGACUUACCACAUAUAGCCAGCAAAAGCCAGGUUUUGUUAAAAAUCAUAACAGAUGAAACUGUCCUCAUUCAUUCCAGAAAAUGGCUUUCAUAAAAAUAAUGCACAUUCACAGUUCUUCCAUGCUUUAUGUACUGUUUACCUGGUCAGAAGGUACAAUGUGUAUUUUUUUGUGUAUUUCCUUUCUGCCCUGUGAAAUUCAAACUUGGCAUUAUUAUGGCUUUAUUUGUAGGAGGUAGAGUGGUCGUGAUUUGGGAGUUGGAAAUAUUAAAAGCUCCUGUGACAUUAAAGACAAUCAGUAUUUGGCUCUGUGAAGGGUAUGCUGUAGAAUGAUGACUUGAGAGUUUUAUUAUAUUGUGUAAAAUACCCCUCUUAAUACUGUUGUACACUUUUGACAGCAUGAAUGCUUUUGUGCAAUAUUUGAGAUUCAUUUUACAGGAUCCGAGCCCCUGUGUGUUUUUCAUAAUAAAGUAUGUUUGACUAUA
Messenger RNA from Epinephelus lanceolatus (giant grouper), 2777 nucleotides. It is a transcript of the gene cd302, whose product is annotated as CD302 molecule. The record is from RefSeq and is a predicted model, not a curated record. NCBI's taxonomy places the organism in Eukaryota, Metazoa, Chordata, Actinopteri, Perciformes, Serranidae.